AUGAGGAAAAACUCUGCAGAUAAAGAUGCAAGCGAUAAAUUUUGUCAAGACUUUUUGCAGUAUAUCACGGAAAACCAAAUAUCAUUAGAUACAGUAUAUAAUGCAGAUGAAACUGGUCUCAAUUGGAAAAUAUUACCAAACAUCACAAUGGUCUCUAAUGAAGAACGUAGAGCUCCAGGAAGAAAAGCACGUAAAGAUAGAGUUACAUUGAUGGUGUGUACUAAUGCUUCAGGAACUCACAAGCUUCCACUUUUAUUUGUGGGAAAAUAUAAAAAGCCACGUUGUUUUAAGAAUGUACAUUCUCUACCAGUUAUUUAUAUGUCACAAAACAAAGCGUGGAUGGACCAAAAUUUAAUGUUAAGAUGGUAUCAAGAAGUCUUUCUUCCGGAAAUAGAGAAAGUUCAUGGACCCAAUUCAAAACAAUGUAUUCUCCUUUUGGAUAAUGCUCCAAGCCAUCCAUCAGCUGAGCACUUGAAUGCAAUAAGUGAGCGAUGCCAAGUGAAGUAUCUGCCUCCUAAUGUAACUUUGCUUAUACAACCGAUGGAUCAAGGAAUUAUAGCAAAGU
Wasmannia auropunctata (little fire ant) is the source of this 565-nucleotide messenger RNA. RefSeq names its product jerky protein homolog-like. The record is from RefSeq and is a predicted model, not a curated record. Gene Ontology annotation, molecular function: DNA binding. Gene Ontology annotation, cellular component: nucleus. The annotation marks the transcript as partial. NCBI's taxonomy places the organism in Eukaryota, Metazoa, Arthropoda, Insecta, Hymenoptera, Formicidae. The transcript has a single exon.